AAGCUGUAUGAGUCAGCGGGCCAUUUAAGGGUACCCUGAGUGUUAUCUUUAAAACACUAUAUAAUCGACCUAAAGGCAAAUGGCACAGUUGAAUCGAAAGUAGGUUACAACAGAACAUGUAUGCUUUGUUGUUUGAGCGGGGAUUUCCAAUACGCCGCCACAACAACCUGAUUCACAUGUAUUUAUAGAACGCCUUCUGUAACAGACGACAUCCCUGUCCGAACCCCUCGCACUCAAUUGAAACAGCGCAGUGACAGUGAGAGGAUGCGUAUGAUUUAAUCAUUUCAAUAUUCGAUACAUGAGCACUGUUAAUGUUUAUUGGUAUAGCAUACCAAAUAUUUACCAAACUUUUACCUCAUAUACCGGAUACACUCGCUAACUGAUUUAAAGUAGCGUUAGUGAUACUUUGUGUAGUAAGGAAAUUGUGUUUGACAAAGAAAAGUGUGUGACAAUGGUUUCCAUAACUACCGAGGGAGACAGUUUUUUGGAGAAUGAGGAUAAACUUGAAAGGAGUUGCUGUAGAUGCAGUAGUGCGGAAUCUCGGCGGACGGACGAACCCCCUGGCGUCAUGUCGAUCCUGUGUCUGGUAGCCCUCAAGCGGCGCCUCUGGCUGCUCCCCAUCCUCACUUCUGGCUGGCUCUUCUCCUCCUUCUGGACAUCGUACGCCAUAGCAGUGUCGUACAACCACACGGAGGCAGACUUCCCGUACAUAAGCCACACCGCGAUAGAGGCCCCGGAACGGUGUGUGUUCGGACAGAUGGUCAACAUUGGCGCUGUCAUGUUGGGUAUGAACGUGAUCUUACGUUACCUGUUCGUGAAGAAGUUUUUGUUGUGUAAGGGAACGGCAGGCACAGACCGCUGGUUCCGCGUCAACCUGGCAGGCCUCUGCCUCGGCAUUGCAUCCGCCUUCGGACUCUCCAUGGUCGCGAACUUUCAGACUCAGGUCCAGCGGGUGCCCCACUACAUUGGUGCCUUCUUCGCGUUCGGGUUCGGCACGGUCUACUGCUGGGUGCAGAGCGCCCUCACCUACAAGGUCCACUAUACCUUCAAAGGAAAGAGAGUCCUCGCCGCCCUCCAGUUCACAAACAGUAUCGUGAUGACCUUGCUGCUUGUACUAUUCGGAACCUCAAAGGCCGUGUACAAAGUGCGGGAGUAUAGAGGACAAGGAACUAAAUGGGACACGUUGCGAGCGGUGUACUUGACGUCAACGAUCACGGAGUGGCUCCUAGCGCUUUCAGUACUCACGUUCACGUUGACGUUUGCCCCGGACUUUCGGAACAUGCGUGUCGAUGAUCCUAAAAUCUUCCUAGAGGAGACAUACGAGCGCAAACAUUCUAGUUUGGAUCUUAAAGACUUGAACAGUAACAAAAAUGGAGUGACUGUGAUAGCAGAUGCCAAAAUCUCGAAUGAUGACCUUAAAAAUGGCGAUGUCGUUCAAGUCGACGGCGUUGACAAUAUGUCUGUCUGGCUAGAGAACGUUCCGGGCGAGAUGUACUCGAGGGGGUUGUUGGAGAGGUCGAGGGAGCGGAGCAGUGAGAGAUUGAGCAGGUCAAACCGCUCUAUGGACGUGAUCCUGUUGUUGUCCAAGAACAGCGAGCGCAAGUUCGUCAAUGCAUUGAUGGCGCUAGGAACCCGCUGUAGGGCGUUUCCAGACAGGUUGACAUGUGUGAGCGGGGAGCCGGCAGGAAUCAUGUCUGAUUCUAUCACACGGAUGUUGUUACCACUCACGUCCAAGAAUCCAAGGGAGGUAAAGCUUGACAGCACGUCGGGAAAAUGGCGGAUGCUGUUCAGGUGGCAGACGGCCGCCGGGAUCCGAUCAAGGCGGGACCGCGUGAUCUCUAGCCACGUGAUCGUCCCCUCAACCCCGUCGAAGGAGCUCAGUGGCAAGCUUGACUUCUGCCAGCCAUCUAUCGAACAUCUGAGCGGCUGUAAAGUUCGGGGAAGUGUGUAUGCCCAGAUUGGAACAGCGGACCUCUUCCGGCGCGCAGCGGCACGGCGCGGGAACAAGGCACAAGGUGUGAUGGCCAAUGGAGGACCAGACGACUGCACAGGGACAGCGGGCACGGAAGCUGGGUUUGUAUCGCAUCUGGGACUAGGGCGAUCAUCGAAGGCCGGCGACUUGCCUGUUUCACACCGUAAUCUGGUGAAUGUUGCUACUGAGGUUAUUUCUGGUCCACCAUCCGAUGCGAGCUCAUCAGGAAUUCCAAAUGUAACAAAAGUACGUCUCAGACAGUCAACGAGACCAUUAACACCACCAGAAGCCUUCUCCACGAUAGGCCAGUUUGAAUAUUGGUCGACUACAACCAAGUUUCUUCAGGUUUCGGAGCCUGUUGUUUGGAAUGUCUUCCAAUGUCCGAUCACCAAACAACUUCAACAAUGGCUUGUGGUCAACAACUAUGAUCAAUUUAUAACAUCCAAGGAUGAAGAGAUGGCCUUGUCAAGAGCACCUCCGACGUCUAGAGCUUCUCCCUCGAUUGGAAAUUAUAGUGGAAGACAAAGAACAAUAAUGAGUGUGCCAAUGCUUCCCAUUGCCUCAGAAGGAGACAGGUUUUUGGAAAAUGAGGAAGGUAUUGAAAGGUACGCCAUUGCAGUGUCGUACAACCACACGGAGGCAUUCUUCCCAACCAUAAGCCACACCGCGAUAGAGGCCCCAGAGCGGUGUGUGUUCGCACAGAUGGUCAACAUUGGCGCUGUCUUGUUGGGUAUGACCGUGAUCUUGCGUUACCUGUUCGUGAAGACGUUUUUGUUGUGUAGGGGAACGGCAGGCACGGACCGCUCGUUCUGUUCAAACCUGGCCGGCCUUUACCUCGGCAUUGUAUCCGCCUUCGGACUCACCAUUGCUGCGAACUUUCAGACAAAGGUUCAGUUUGUGCCCCACAACAUCGGCGCCUUCUCUGCGUUCGGGUUCGGCACGAUCUACUGCUGGGUGCAGAGCGCCAUUACAUACAGAUGCCGAUGUACCUUCACAGGAAAGCGCGUCCUCGCCGCCCUCCAAUUCACAAACUGCAUCGUGAUGACCUUGCUGUUUGUAAUCUUUAUAAUCUCAAGGGUCAUGUUCAAAAGGCAGGAGAACAAUGGACACGGAACUAAAUGGGACACGUUGCGAGCGGUGUACUUGACGUCAACGAUCACGGAGUGGCUUCUAGCGCUUUCAGUACUAACGUUCAUGUUCACGUUCGCUCCGGACUUCCGGAAAAUGCGUGUCGACGGUCCUAAAAUAUUCCUAGAGAAGUAAUACGAGCGCAUUCAAGUUUAAACUUUAGGGGACUCGCUCAUGUUGUGAGAAAAUAUUUUUUAACGACAAUGCAACUGAAAACACUACUAUUAUAACUAUUUUUCUAUUUCAUACUUCAAAUACAUUCUAUGAGUAGUUAUCAACAUUUGUUGAAUGAUUCCAGCCGGCAGUAUCUGAGUUUUAACACUCCUAAUGAUUUGCCACACUUUAUUUUGUCAUAAUACAGUGCUUUUUACAAAACAUUAGCGAGUUCCUUUAAAGAUUUAAACAGUGACACAAUUGGAGUGAUAGCAGGUGCCAAAAUAUCGGAUGAUGACCUUAAACUGGCGAUGUCGUUAACGUAGACGGGGUUGACAAUACGGUCUGAGGUUUGGUAGUGUCAUGUAUAAAGUACGGCUGUGAUAAAAGACUCACAUCAGCUCCGCUGUGGAAUCAGGGAAUAUCUUCUGACGCUCCGGCCAUCAACACGAUCUCUGCCGAGACACAACCAUGCCCCGCCGCCUAUACACGUGGAACAAACAUUUGAACCCGUUCUGCGUGCCCACAAUGGUGCACUUACUAUGGAUAUAAUUGUCCAUAUGAGUCUUCCAAAAAUGACUGAUAUACUUAAUAUUGGUGCUUUCUCACCAGAUGACAUUUCAGUAACGAUCGGACUGCUUUCGCGUUACUGUCCCUUGACGCCUAUGAGUCUUCCAAAGAAACCAAAAUGACUGAUUUACUUUAUAUUGGUGUUUUCUCUCUUUUAUCACCAGAUGACAUUUCAGUAACUAAGUGCUUUCGCGUUAUUUUCCCUUGACGCAAGUCCUUGCAUCUUUUUUGAUCAUUUUAUGCAUAAAAUCAUACAAGUUCAGACAUAAAACGCAUGGAAAGACGAGAUAUGUUUUUUCUCUUUUUUAUCUCAAUAUUACGGAUAUUUGUAAACUGACAUUAGUUCAAAUAUCACCAUAUUCAAGAACGUGGUGCUCCCAAUACGAGGUGCAAUAAAGUUAUAGCGCGUCCAGUCUGUAUUUCAAAAUUACAUUUGCGUUAAAAACGAUUUCGUAAAACACCAAAAGCGAAACAAAAAGUACGGAAUUUAACAAACAUGUAUUUUUAUUCAUUCAUGAGUCUGCUUUAGGCCAUAACUUUUUGUUGUAGAAAUGAUCUGUUUCAUGUAUACACAUAUAUUUUCAUGUUUAUGGUAAUGCUUUAAAUCAUUUAUCAUCAAUCCUUGAAUUGCAUGCUGUCAUCUUCUUACAUAUUUUCGUAUGCUCUUCUUUUGUAAAGAAGCACGAUAAUAUGAUAUAUUAAAUAAAUACUUACUUCUUUUAUGUAUGACUUAUACAUAUAAAUAUUCAAACACACAACCAAACAUACAUGUGUAUGUAUAUAUGUUUUGUCAGUAUUAAAUAGAAACUUCA
This is a messenger RNA of Mya arenaria, 4635 nucleotides long. RefSeq lists its product as uncharacterized. NCBI's taxonomy places the organism in Eukaryota, Metazoa, Mollusca, Bivalvia, Myida, Myidae. The transcript is spliced from 24 exons. The record is from RefSeq and is a predicted model, not a curated record. Bases 452 to 3235 code for a protein of 927 amino acids.